Molecule: messenger RNA, 453 nt
Organism: Ilex paraguariensis (yerba mate)
Lineage: Eukaryota; Viridiplantae; Streptophyta; Magnoliopsida; Aquifoliales; Aquifoliaceae
Source: the annotation of a GenBank genome assembly
AUGCCGCCAAAGAAUUCUAGGAAGAAAGGGAUGGGGCAAGAGAGAUUUGUGAGGAAUUUUAUUGAUCUAGUGCUCGAUCCGACCUCUAGGUCCUUUCCUGAGUUGGUUCGAAGACAAACUGCUAUGAAGAAGAGAAAAGCCACUACUGAGCCAUCUACAGAUGAGGCUAGAGGGACUCAAAUUUGGAAGACUCAGAUGAGAGCUCAUGGUAGGGACAUUCAUUCGAGAGGUUUGACGGUUGAUGAUGUCGAUGUAGUGACUAAGAGACCCUCCAGGCUUCACUCAAAGAAGUUGAGGACAAGGCUUAUGAUGAAGGCUUUGAGAAAGAUGAGAAGGCUACAACGGAACAGAUUCUUGUGUAAGAAAGGAUGGUAUUUUGUUGUGGUGGAGGCUAAGGCCCUUGCCGACCCUAGGCUCUUCUCAAAGCAUGUUGUGACCAUCCCUUCUCCUUAG